Molecule: messenger RNA, 2652 nt
Organism: Coniosporium apollinis CBS 100218
Lineage: Eukaryota; Fungi; Ascomycota; Dothideomycetes
Exons: 1
Coding region: 1-2652 (883 amino acids)
Biological process (GO): TORC2 signaling
Cellular component (GO): TORC2 complex
Source: RefSeq, a predicted model, not a curated record
AUGGACUCCUCUCCUGCCCGCGGCGCCCUGCGCUCUCCCGUCACCUUUGCAGCAGAUGCUCACCCAAGAGAUGCUCCCGCAAACCGCCGCCGCAAAUCCUCCCUCUCCAGCGAUUCCUCCGACAGCUCCCAGAUCACUGCUCUAUCCGUGAAGAGACCGCCGCAGCAGCCCGAAGUCAGGAAUCCGAAUGGUAGUACUACUACAAAUCUGCAGAAUGCAAGCCGACCCUCCGGCGGCGCCCUUGCGCGCGCCUUGAACGAACACCCAUCGAGGACCCACUCGCCUGCUACCGACUCCUCCACGUCCUCCCGGAUCGGCCACAGGGCCCGCCAGCACUCGCAAGGCUUCUUCGAGCCCUCCCUUCCCGGAGCGUCCCAGUCCAACUCCUCCACCAUGUCCAACAACCUCACGGCCUCCCAGAUCGCUGCGCAAGCCGCCAUGCAAGCCCAGAACCCGCAGCACCUAAGGAGGCGCUCGCAGACGAUACCCGACCCCGGUGCACAUCCUACAGCACGCCGGCAGCAAUCGUCUCCCCCACCUGUCCCGCCGAUCAACUCAAGUUUCGCUGUCAAACAGAACAGCCAGCAGGGUCAAGAUGGCUUCAUUGGCGGCCUGAGGCUGACCGCCGCAACGGCUGCGAACGCAGCCUUCCCUCGAAGCCCAUUAUACUCUCCUGGUUUGCCUCCCGAGCAUGCGCCGUCGCCUGCGCCCGAGAAGGAGGUCAAGAGCAAGGAGAAGUCGAAGAUGAAACUCUUCUCCAAGCCGAAGAGCAUUGGGAUAUCGAAGGAGAGGGACAAAGACGCAGACAGGAAGAAUCCUGCUAUGCCGUCGCCGAACAAGAUGGCCAUGCACAGUACAAGUGCGCUGCCCAGCAGACUCGCCAUGAACGCCUCAACGCCGAGUCUGGUGGACUCGACCGUGUCAGGCGCAAGUUCGUUUUACUCGUCAGCAAACGCUUCUACGUCUACGCUCGUACCAACCGAACGGACGACCACUUUCGUGGACGGGCAGCAGAAGGAGAAGGAGAAGCACAAACACCACUUCUUGUCAAGGCAGAAGAACAAGCUGCAAGGAGCAUCCGACCACCACAACCUCCCUCUGUCGUCAGCAUCCAGCAACUCUAAGCCUACCGACCCCUACGCACCUCAGCCUCUCUACUCCUUCGCCGCUCCCGCUUCGCCCGGCCACUCUUCCACCUUUGCCCAGUCGGUAUCUGGCCUUGACCUCCGUCACGGCGGCCGCGCGCUGCGGCAGAAGAAGAAAGAAGAGAAAGCCGCAGCCGCGCAAUCCCAGUACGCAUCCAGCAUCAACGAGAUCCUCGAGCCCUCGUCCGCAAAGCAGCGGAACGAAUCGUUCAGCAACGCUGAUCGCAGCGACUGGCCCGGCCCAGCAAGCCUCGGCGCUGUGGGGCUUUCAAUGGGCACCACCGGCACAAACUCCCCCUACACCUACCUCCCCGAUCCAAGCCUGACGCAAGCGAGCGUCGCAAACCUCGGUGCCGCCUUCGGCCUCCCAGGCAUUGGCCCCGACGACGCCUGGCCCCUCCUCAAAGCGCGCCUCCUCAACAUCUUCGAAGGCGAAGACCCACGGCCCCCAAUCGAAGACUUUAACGCCCUCGUCUCCGUGCACAUGAGACGGUGCAUCCAACGCCGCACACCCGUUGUGCUUAUUGAGGAUCUCUCCGAGCUGCUCCAAACGGGCUUCUCGUCUCUCGACCAAACCCUCCGCCAUAUCCCCGACGAGCGCCUCGUCCCCAGCCUCGUCGAGAUGUGGAUCGUCGUCUUCUGCACCAUCCUGCCCUUCAUGCAGGCCGUCUUCCUGCCGCUGGACCUCGAGUUCAAGGGGCGCGGCCCCAUCAUGAGCCCGCGCGAGGCGGCCGAGUUCUGGGGCGCGGCUCUGCCUGACAGCGAGCUAGCACGCUCGAGCGAGAGCACCACGGGCACGGGCGGCAAAAAAACGAUCCCGACGCUGGGCGAGGAGCUCGACGUGCGGCGCAUCACGCUGCUCACCUUCCGCGACACCGUCAUCCUGCCGCGGCACGAAGCGCUGAUGGCGAUCUUCUCCCGCCUCUCGCUCGAAGCCAUCAGCGCAGGCACUCCGGGCGACAGCACCGACGCCCCCACGGCGCGCCCUGCCACCGCAACCGACCCCUCCGACCCCAGCAGCCUCCCCUCCCAAUCCGCCCUCUCCACCUCCUCCUCCUCCAACCCCUCAACCUCACAGUCCAGUUCCUCAGCCGGCGCAUCCAUUCUCGCCGCCUCGCGCUCGCGCGCAACCUCCAACACCUCCGCCGGCAGCUUCAACAGCAUCCCGCGAAGCACCGUGGCCCCCUCGUCAACCUCCGCGCUAUCCUCGCACCCGCUCCCGCCGGCCGCGCGGCCGAGGCCCAUGGACGGCGCGCAGGUCACUGAGACGGUGGGGCGCAUGCUGCAGUGUGUGAGUGUGCUUGCGAGCGUGCAGAGUGGGGAUGAGGCGCAGAGGAUGAUGGAGAGGCUGACGAGUGAGUUGAAGUAUAAUUGGCUUGGGAGGGGACGGACGGGGAGGCAGAGGAGGGGGUUUGUGGGGCGGAGGGCUGGGGGGGUGGGUGGCCCUGGAGCCGGCACUGGUGUUGGGUUGGGGCUGGGAGCGAGGGGAUUGGCGGGGGUUGCUUAG